Molecule: messenger RNA, 153 nt
Organism: Cladocopium goreaui
Lineage: Eukaryota; Dinophyceae; Suessiales; Symbiodiniaceae
Source: the annotation of a GenBank genome assembly
AUGCAGGGCCCUGGUGAUACACCCUUUGAGGGUGGCGUCUAUUGGGGCGAGCUGGAUUUCCCCAAGGACUACCCCUACAGCCCGCCGCUGGUGCGCUUUCGGACACCCAACGGACGGUUCCAGGUAUGGCCCCCCAGUUGCCACUUGAAAUAG